Molecule: messenger RNA, 2970 nt
Organism: Suncus etruscus (white-toothed pygmy shrew)
Lineage: Eukaryota; Metazoa; Chordata; Mammalia; Eulipotyphla; Soricidae
Product: pantothenate kinase 1-like
Exons: 7
Coding region: 180-1526 (448 amino acids)
Biological process (GO): coenzyme A biosynthetic process
Cellular component (GO): cytosol; nucleus
Molecular function (GO): pantothenate kinase activity; ATP binding
Source: RefSeq, a predicted model, not a curated record
CGGUGGGAGAAGGGAGGAGCACCCGGCUCGCCAUCCUCCCCCCCUAACCCCGGGCGCCGGCUCUGCUCGGCUUAGCUGCGGCUGCUGCGGAAUCGGAAGCCUCAAGGGGAGGAUCCGGGGCCCAGAAUGACCUCCUCGGUCAUUCACGAGGCCGCGUGAAGCCCCAAACAGCCCCGGGCAUGGGCGAUCGCGCCGGGCAGCCGGAGCCACGCUCGAGCUGGCACACCCCGGGGGCUGCUGCCGCCGACGCCGGCGCUGCUGCAGCCGUGAACGGGCUUCUGCACAACGGCUUCCACGCUCCAGCCGUGCAACCCCCGCGCCUUCCGCUCCUGCAAGAGCCGCAGCCGCAACCCACGCCCCCGCAGCACGACUCGCCGGCCAAGAAAUGCCGGCUGCGGAGGAGGAUGGACUCGGGGAGGAAGAACAGGCCGCCAUUUCCUUGGUUCGGCAUGGACAUCGGCGGAACGCUGGUUAAGCUGGUCUACUUCGAACCGAAAGACAUCACAGCCGAGGAGGAACAGGAGGAAGUGGAGAACCUGAAGAGCAUCAGGAAGUACCUGACUUCAAAUACUGCUUAUGGGAAAACGGGGAUCCGAGAUGUCCACCUGGAACUGAAGAACUUGACCAUGUGUGGGCGCAAGGGGAACCUGCACUUCAUCCGCUUCCCAAGCUGCGCUUUGCACAGGUUCAUUCAGAUGGGCAGUGAGAAGAACUUCUCCAGCCUCCACACCACCCUCUGUGCCACAGGAGGAGGGGCAUUCAAGUUCGAAGAGGACUUCAGAAUGAUCGCUGACCUGCAGCUCCACAAACUGGACGAACUGGACUGUCUGAUUCAGGGCCUGCUUUAUGUCGACUCCGUUGGCUUCAAUGGCAAGCCGGAAUGCUACUAUUUUGAAAACCCGACAAAUCCUGAAUUGUGUCAAAAAAAGCCGUACUGCCUUGAUAACCCGUACCCUAUGUUGCUAGUGAACAUGGGCUCAGGGGUCAGCAUCCUCGCAGUGUACUCCAAGGACAACUAUAAAAGAGUGACAGGGACCAGUCUUGGAGGUGGAACAUUCCUAGGCCUAUGUUGCCUGCUGACUGGUUGUGAGACCUUUGAAGAAGCUCUGGAAAUGGCAGCUAAAGGCGACAGCACCAAUGUUGAUAAGCUGGUGAAGGACAUUUACGGAGGAGACUAUGAACGAUUUGGCCUUCAAGGAUCUGCUGUAGCAUCCAGCUUUGGCAACAUGAUGAGUAAGGAAAAGCGAGAAUCAAUCAGCAAAGAAGACCUUGCCCGGGCCACCCUCGUCACCAUCACAAACAAUAUUGGCUCCAUCGCGCGAAUGUGUGCUUUGAAUGAGAAUAUUGACAGAGUUGUGUUUGUUGGGAAUUUUCUCAGAAUCAAUAUGGUCUCCAUGAAGCUGCUAGCAUAUGCUAUGGAUUUUUGGUCCAAAGGACAGUUAAAAGCUCUGUUUUUGGAACAUGAGGGUUAUUUUGGAGCUGUGGGGGCACUUUUGGAACUGUUCAAAAUGAAUGAUGAACAAUAGAGAUGAGCAGAAGAUGGAACAACCUUCUUUGAAGACAGGGACCUGACAUCGCUGCUGAAGAAAGUGAAAAGACUGUGGGACAGAUGGACUGAGAUGGACAGAUGCCAAGCCAUAGGGCAGAUGAACCUGCUAGAUUUGUAAAUACUUUCAAAUCCUUCUAGCUGAUCUUUUAUUCAGGGGUUUUGAGCUUAUGAUUCAAAAAUGGGGAAUACAAGAGUUUUUUCUGUAUGCUGUAUUUUUUAAAAAAAAAAGAAAAACCAUUUGUGCAGCGUGGCCAAAACCUAUUGACUUUAUGCAUUAACUUUGGAAAGUUAUAUGAUGGUAAGAAGGACCUGAAAUGUAAAAGUGCUGUUUAUUUUUUCUUCUGGGGUUUACUGAUCAGUGUGGUAAUUUUAACUUCAUUUAGUAAUGACUCUAGGAGAUUUUACCUUGACUUAUAUUUUUCAUGACGUUUCAUGAUUUGCUGUUGGUUUCAAGUGAAACUACAAAUCUGGCAUGUAUAACUGUGAACACUAUUAUAAUUUUGUCUGCCUUUUGGGUCUUUUUUUGUUUUGUUUUGUUUUGUUUGUUUCUGUUUAAGUAUCAUGGAAAAAGAGCCCUUUCUACUAUUUCUGUGCCUGGAAAUCUCUUCUCUUUAAAGUUCAUAUUCAUCAAGGUGCUGCUAACCAACUCAGUCAUAGUUAAUUAAGUGCAAAAUCUAAAGUGCUCAGAAAGUGCCCUUGACGAGAAAACUCUGAAGGUAUCAGUGGAUUUAGUAAGCCUUGGCAAAUCUUGAAAAUCAUAUGCAAUUUUUCUUACCCAUUAAUAAUAAUAAUAUAUCUUUUGUCUGUUUUAGUUUGUGUUAAAUUAAUUGAAAUGUCCUAUAAUGACAUCUCAGCCACACAGUAUACGGAUGGCAGCACAUCCUCCGAUAGGACAUUGUAGAUUGGGGGGACAGUUUUUCCUAUAGACUAACUGCACAUUGGGAGGCUGAGGGGAAGUCAUGGUUUGAGGUGACAGAUAGGGACACCUGUCUGUUUUGUACCUGUUGCACCUAGGAGCAUUGUAAAAGGGCAUCUUAAAUAAUAAAGUUUUCUCAUUUAAAAUAUCUUCACUGGAAACGUUUUUCAAUCCUAGUCUCUACAAUUAAAAGAAAUUACGAUAUCAAUUUAGCUAUCUAUUUCUUUUUGAAAGACAUCAUCAGAAAUGAUAAGGGACUUUCAAAUAAGACUCUUGAAAUGCAGGAGAUUUCAUGUUUUAGAAUUACUAAUCAAUCUGUUGAAUUGGACAUUUUGAAUUGGACAUGUUGAAAGGUAUUUUUUGGAAGGGCAGAACAAUUGCUCCAUGAUAAAUCUUUCCUUCUCUGCCUCCUGAGUACCACCAUUUUUAAUUUUCCUAUUUUCAAGUCUUGAAAUUGGUGUUAAAGUAUUCACUUGUCUGGUUGAAAUAAAAUCUGUUUUUUGUU